AUGGAAGCUGAGGUUGUGAUCUCGAAGGACUCGAUGGAGGAGGACGAUGUCAAGGCUUCUAGAAAUAGAGGCCAAGCUGAAGGCGAUCGUUUGCUACGGUGUGGGAAGAAGCCGAAGGGUGAGGCUGUGGAGGAUCUAGUCAUGGAUGAGAUCAUGCAAGACAAAGGAGAGGGAGGUUCUGAAAAUUCACCGGUUGCUUCUGGGCUACCGGAAGGAGUAAAAGGGGAUCUGAAGUGCAGCGCCCAGCCUCGUGUGGUGACUUACAGGGAUAAACUCCUUCGUUUAAAUGGUCUGGGAGGACAACUGGAUGUCGAAGAAGACUGGAUCUCUAUGCAGAAACGGGAAGAAGAAGAGGCUGAUCUGUUGGAGGGGAUUAAUCAGGUCCUUCCUGAUGAUCCACUCUGCCCGCGCUACACUAUUCCUGUAGAGGAACACAAGCGUGAUUGUGAGCAAUGGAGGAAGGCUCUCAUCAUCAAGAUGUUAGGGAAGCGGAUUGGGGCUAGAUUCCUGAUGUCCAGACUUGUGAGGCUGUGGUGUUUGGUAAGUUCCUAUGAGCUGAUUGGUUUAGAUAAUGGAUAUCUGCUUAUUCGAUUCCAAGAAGACAAUGAUUAUCGUCAUGUGCUGGAAGAGGGCCCGUGGAUAGUGAAUGAUCACUAUGUCAUUGUUCAACGUUGGAGGCCACUCUUUGAUCCUUAUGAUGAGGAUUUUAGGAAAGUGGCUGUUUGGAUUAGGAUUCCGGGUUUGCCCAUUGAGGUGUACAAACCUCGUCACCUAUGGAGAAUUGGGAAUUUCUUUGGUAGAACGCUGAAGUUGGAUCGAAAUUCACUUCGGAAAAAUGAAUUGGGUGAUGCUGUUAUCACAGAGAGAGGCAAAUUUGCUCGAAUUUGUGUAGAAGUUGACUUGAGAAAGAGUUUCCUGUCGAAGUUUACCAUAGGGAUCAAGAUCUAUCAUGUUGGAUAUGAGGGAUUACACCUCAUCUGCUUCAAGUGUGGCUUGUAUGGCCACAGGAAGGAUCAAUGCCCAGAGGACCAAGCUCCAGAGGUUCAGACUACCGUGGAAGAGUCCAGUAAGGGGCAAGCUGUUCCUUCCAAUGCCAAGCCUGUGAGUGAGGUGACCAAGGAGAAUCAGGGGGAAGCAUUUGGUACCUGGAUGGUUGUCCAGAGGCAGGCUAGAAGUCGUAAGUUGAAAGCCAAGCCAGUCAAGCAGGAUGUUUAUGAGGCGGUGGUGCAGGACACUAAGUCUAUAGGGGUGAAUCUGUCUAUAGGAAGACCACCCAAAGUCUCAGGGGUGGUUAAUUCUGACAUCAGUCCGCCUACUGUUUGUUCUCUUCCAGCUAAAGUGACUGAUCUUAGUAUCUGUGUGGCUGUUAAGGAGGAAGCUCUUUCUGGUGAGAAAGCUCAAAGGAGCUUAAAAUCUCCUGAUCAUCAGUCAAAGAGGAAUGUAACUAGGGAUCCUAAGGAGCGAGCCAAGAUCCAGCCCAAGGCCAUUCUAAAGAAGCCAGGUGUUGAGAAUAUUCCUCCGAAUGCUGGGAUUGAGGGCCAACCCAAAGGGACCAGUAAAGUCAGGAUUAGAAGUAAAGGGACCUUGAAUGUAAGAGAUUUUGUUGAGGAUGGGAACAACAUGGCAGCUAAGAAGGGCUUGAGUGUAGCUGGGCAGAAUUCCCUGGGGAUUAAUUCUUCUAAACAAGGGGUAGGGAAGAGAAGCUUCCCUCCUUUUAUUAGAGAUCUAAAUAACAGGUUUAAAGUCAGUGUUUUGGCUUUGCUGGAGGUUAGAGUUGGUGGAUCUAGAGGUGAUAGGAUCAUUAACCAAUUGGGGCUUUCGAGCCAUUUCAGACAGGAUCCUGUGGGUUUCUCAGGGGGUCUGUGGCUGCUCUGGGAUGAGAAAAAGGUUAAACUGGAUGUGUUACAGACUCAUCACCAAUUUGUGCAUACAAGGGUUCACUAUCUUGACUCUCUGGAGACUGACUUCAUUACAUUCAUUUAUGGACCUGAUUUCACUUGGAAGAGGGGUAGACUCCAAGAACGUUUGGAUAGAGCAUGUGCUAAUGAAGAUUGGAACCUAGCCUGGCCUAACAGAUUUGUAUCUCAUUUGCCUUUCUUUGAUUCAGAUCAUAGAGCUAUUCUGGUGGCAAAUGGUGAUGGGGCUAGGCCUAGGGAUUACUCUAGAACCUUCAGAUUUCUUGCAGCUUGGCUCACUGUCCCAAGUUCGAAUGUUUUUAGGAAGAACAUGAUUCAGAAAAACAGAAUUUAUUCUCGGUUGAAGGGGUUGGAGAGUUACAGAGCUGGUUAUUAUGAUCAUAACUUGGAGAUUCUUCAAAAAUCUCUUUGGAAGGAGCUGCAAUCUAUUCUUCUUUGUGAGGAAUUGACUUGGUUCCAAAGGUCCCGAAUUCAAUGGUUAAAAUAUGGUGAUAAAAACUCUAAGUUUUUUCACUCUUCCACAGUGGCAAGGAGAAGAUUUAAUAGAAUUGUUGCUCUUCAGAAUGACCAGGGGAGGUGGAUCACUGAUUCUGAUGAGCUUGUCCAUAUGGCUAUCUCCUACUAUCAGGAUCUGUUUAGAAUGGAUGAGGAGUGUGAUGGUUCUUUCCCUAUUCAGCAUACGUUCCCUAUCUUGUCUGAUGGAGACGGAGCAGCUUUGUCUAUUAUUCCUAGUAAGGAAGAAAUAAGGAAGACUAUUUUUAAGAUGGGCAAAUUUAAAGCUCCUGGUCCGGAUGGUUUGAGUGCUAUCUUCUUUCAUAGCCAAUGGGAUUCCAUAGGAGACUCAGUGUAUAAGCUAAUUGCUGAGAUUUUUGUUUGUCCUGAUAAGGUGAAAGAUAUUAAUGGUACAUUGAUAUGUCAUAUUCCUAAGAAGGAUAGUCCUAGUAGCAUGAAGGAUUUUCGCCCAAUCAGCCUAUGCAAUGUGAUUUAUAAAGCUAUCACUAAGACUUUAGCUGAAAGAAUGAGAAACUUGAUGCCUAGAAUUGUUUCUCCAAACCAGUGUAGCUUCAUAAAAGGGAGGCAAGGUACUGAUAAUAUCAUCAUAGCUCAAGAAGUCAUCCAUUCCAUACGUAGUAGAAAAGGAAACAAAGGAUGGAUGAUGAUCAAAGUGGAUUUAGAAAAGGCCUAUGAUAGGCUUAGUUGGAAGUUUGUGUUGGAUACUUUGAAGGAUGUUGGGUUCCCUGAGUCUACCUCUCAGUUAAUCCUCAGUUGUAUAUCCACUUCUUCCUUAAGCCUUUUAUGGAAUGGAGUAGCUACAAGUAAGUUCUUACCUGGCAGAUGUAUAAGGCAAGGGGAUCCUAUUUCCCCUUAUCUCUUUGUUUUGUGUAUUGAGAGACUCUCCCAUCUCAUUAAUAUGGCAGUGGAUAUUGGUGCUUGGAAGCCUAUUGUCCUGAGAAAGGGUGCUCCUCCUAUUUCACAUUUGCUUUUUGCUGAUGAUCUAAUUAUCUGUGCUGAAGCUAGCAUUGAACAAGCUCAUGUGAUUAACCAGGUCUUAAAGGUAUUCACUAAAGCUUCUGGCCAGAAAGUUAGUAGUGAAAAGACUCGGGUGUUUUUCUCCAAAAAUGUCCAUGUUAGUAGAUCCAGUGAGAUUAGUGAGUCCUUGGGAGUUGGGAUCACUGCUGAUUUGGGCAAGUACCUAGGGGUACCUCUCCAUCAUAAAAGACUUACUAAGAAUUCUUUCAAAUUUGUCCUGGAUAGGGUUCACAGAAGACUGUCCAGCUGGAACCAGUCCUCCCUUUCCCUUGCUGGGAGAUCUGUUCUUGCAAAAGCUGUUUUGGAAGCCUUACCUUCCUAUGCUAUGCAGUCAGCUGUUGUUCCCAGUGGCAUAUGUUCUGAGAUCGAGAAAUUAACUAGGAGUUUUAUUUGGGGCUCUACUAAGGAGCAUAGGAAGACCCAUUUGGUGAGCUGGAAGAAGAUUUGUAGACCAAAAAAAGAAGGUGGUCUGGGCUUCAGGGAGCAGAACCAAGUUAACAAGGCUUUCUCUAUGAAGUUGGGGUUUGGUUUGCUAGCUAACAGGGAUGAUCUUUGGGCCAAGGUUUUGUGCAGCAAAUAUAAAGUGGGGGAUGAUCUUAUGCCCAGAUUAAAUUGUUGUAGGAAUGUCUCUAAUACUUGGAGGGGCAUACAAAAUUCCUGGGAGGUAGUCAAGGAAGGUACUAGAAUUUCCCUUGGGGAUGGGGAAUCUACCAAGUUCUGGCUUGACCAUUGGUUGCCAUGUGAUGGUAAUCUGUUAGAUAAGGUCUCUGUCAGUUUCCCUGAGGAGUUUCAACAUUGGAAGGUAGCUGAAUGUGUUACUAAUGGAGAGUGGGAGUGGGAUAAAUUCAGUCCUUAUCUUUCGGAUGAAGUUCUAUAA
Molecule: messenger RNA, 4323 nt
Organism: Gastrolobium bilobum
Lineage: Eukaryota; Viridiplantae; Streptophyta; Magnoliopsida; Fabales; Fabaceae
Exons: 4
Coding region: 1-4323 (1440 amino acids)
Molecular function (GO): zinc ion binding; nucleic acid binding
Source: RefSeq, a predicted model, not a curated record